GCAAAAUGUAAAUUGCAAGCGAGAUUUUUGUAGGACUACUGGUGCAUCCAUGUCAUGCGAAAUUAAUUUUCUAUUCAAACCAUUCAUCUUUCGUAUCUGUACAUUAGUUGAACAUGUUUUUGCCAUCAGGUUUUUAGUAGGGACCCACGGAAAAAGGAAGAAACAGACCAGGAGAAGAUAGGGAGCCUCAUGCUGAGGGCUUUUCAACAGGUGGAGGCAUUUGAUCUCCCUAUCCCAGGAGAUGAAGAACUUUUGGCAGAUAUUGCAGCAAAUGCUGACGCUAUCAGACCUAAAUUCAAUGUGAGAAUGGGAGAGUUUAUAGAACACAUCCUGUCUAGUCUAGAAUGCAAGCGAGGGAUGACUGUGGGCUCUCAGAUAACAGGGGAUCAGCUUGCUACAAUGCUGCAGAAAUAUGUGGAAGCUGUGAAUGAUCCAGACACCAUACCUGCCAUGAAGAGUGCCUGGGAUGCUAGUGUGGAGUUAAGGCGCAGGAAAAUACUGGAAGACAUGGUGGUGAAGUACAACACGGAAAUGACGAAAGCAAUCGAGGAAGUCUGCCUCAGAGGGUCCGAGAUGGUUCCCAUGGAAGAAAGAAAUGAAAAAACAUCUGGAACAAGUUUAAUGAGUAUCCACGAUGCCGUAAUGGACAAUGUUCACAACGAGUUGAACAAGCAGAUCGGGUUCUUAGGAUAUGAUGACGACAAUAAAGAUAAUCCAACCCUUAUCUUGAAUUUUAAUGAAAAAAUAGUUAAGAGGGAUAACCAAAGUCAAGAGAAUAUCACCGUCGUCGGUGGGGAACUGCUGCGAUACCUCCAGGAGAACCGUGACAGGUCUCGUUGUUACUGUGAGAAGGUAUUCAAGAAACUCCUAGAUGAAUUGAAAAACCGCCUUAGCCCAAUACCAGAUGACUACACAGAGAAAACCUUAGAAGCAGACCUAGCAAAACUAAAGGAGUCUUACCUGCAGCAGGCUAUAGGGCCCAUGAAGUUGGACGUGCUGCAAGAGAGGUGGGAAUCAUCCGAUAUGACUGGAUUCUUUCAAAUGUGCAAGACAAUCAAAGGAUUUCAAUUAAAAGUGGCUGAAGCUACGAGGAAACAAGAAGCCUUAGAAAUGGAGUCUGAAAAACAGCAGCGCGAUCUGCAAAACCUUCGUGAGGAAUCUGAGAGGCAGAAGACUGAGCAUGAAAAAGCAAUAAAGGACAUAGAAAAUAAUCACAAAGACUCUCUCGAAAAACUGCAAAAAAGCCAGGACGAGGAGAGGAUUAAAUUCGAGAAGAAAAUGGAAGACCUACAGAAAGCUAAUCAACAGGACAAAAUGGAGAUGAUGCAGGCUGCCCAAAAAAAGGCUGAAGAACAGACAAUGAAUAAAGCACUAGAACUGCAACAGCAAAUGUUUGAUAUGAAGUUGGAACAUCAACGGCAAAUGACGGAGAAACAAUUGCAAGCAGAACGUGAUCUUCGAAGAGCAGAGGACUAUUCAAGAGACCUUAAACAAC
Messenger RNA from Lingula anatina, 1495 nucleotides. RefSeq lists its product as uncharacterized. Lineage: Eukaryota; Metazoa; Brachiopoda; Lingulata; Lingulida; Lingulidae. The record is from RefSeq and is a predicted model, not a curated record.